Molecule: messenger RNA, 1031 nt
Organism: Galdieria sulphuraria
Lineage: Eukaryota; Rhodophyta; Bangiophyceae; Galdieriales; Galdieriaceae
Exons: 1
Coding region: 86-961 (291 amino acids)
Source: RefSeq, a predicted model, not a curated record
UGUACAAGUAUUGCAUUGACAUCUUUUGUGAUUGGCUCUGAUUGGGAAGGAAGAGAGGAUAUUCUCUUCUGUUUGACAAGAAAAGAUGAAAGAGAGUUUGUUCAGAAGAAAGAAAAAAGCUAUCUUUGGUGCGCGCCUUUAUUUGCCAAUAUCUCGCUGUAACUUUUGUUGGAUUUUACAGCAACCUGUUUUGUCAUUCAGUAUGAAGUCAAGUUGGAAAGUCCUAGGUUAUUGCUGUACUUUUUCACUCUAUUCAAACUUGACCACAACUAGAAUCAGAUAUCGUCCUAUUCCUUUGUGGAAGCACUAUUUCAGGUUUUCCACACAAGCUUGUGUCUCUUCCUCAACAUAUACCAACAACAGCAAUAGUAGAAAUAACAGCAGCAACAGCUGUCUUAAACUGGACUCUUUUCCCUUUCACCCUUAUUUGGAUGAUAGAGGUUUUCUUUCUUAUCAAGAUAGCUGGGGUAAAGUUUCUGUAUACGCUAUUUAUGAUGCUCAAUAUCGUUUGCAAUAUAUUGGCAUUUCGAGAGAUACACGCACUUCGUUACUACUUCAUCUAAUUAGAAUGCCUCAAUUUUGUUAUUAUUUCAAGUUUCAGUCGUUUGAAAAACCCAGCAGAACUAUUUUGAAUCAGUUAAGAGAGACGUGGAUAAAGGAAAUGAACCAUCAGACACCUGUUGGAAAUGUGGAUGCCUUUUGGCAAGCAAGAUGGGAAGGUCCCAUCGACGUAAGAAAUCAUGGUUGGUUGACAACAGAAGAAAAACAAUUAUUGGAAGAAACAGAGGAAAAUAACAUGGCGAAAGUAUUGAAGCAGAUUUGUCGCCGCGUACAAAAGGAAGUAGAAAAUCAGCUAGCAGAGAGAAAUGUACAAGAAACGAUACGUUUUGAUCCCAAGUUAAAAGAAAGGGGCUUGUUAGAUGGACAAAGUAAGAAGGUAGAUGUUCCUGAUACUAUCUAAAUGAAGUUGGAGUAAUAUUGGGAGAAAAUAGCGUUCAUAUAAAGUAUCCAUACCUAUCUUGAGAUAUUUU